Messenger RNA from Rhodamnia argentea, 3416 nucleotides. RefSeq names its product beta-arabinofuranosyltransferase RAY1. The coding region runs from base 272 to 2413 and encodes 713 amino acids. Lineage: Eukaryota; Viridiplantae; Streptophyta; Magnoliopsida; Myrtales; Myrtaceae. The record is from RefSeq and is a predicted model, not a curated record. Gene Ontology annotation, molecular function: glycosyltransferase activity. The transcript has 6 exons.
UUCGACCGUCAUGACUGUGACCCUGGUCUCCAUCUUCGGCGGACGACCUCGAACUCAAGAGCUCGGCUCGGCUCGGCUCUCGGCUCGGGCCCGUCGGCGUCUUCCUUCUUCCCGAGGCGAGUCGGCAUGGCGCAACCGGAGGAAGCGGGAGACGUCCUAAUUCCGCGUUCUUCUUCCGUUUCUCUUUCGUUCUUGGUUUGUCGUUUGCUUGUUUCAGUUAAAGUUCCACUUCCUUCCUUCCCUUCCUCCACACACAUCCAGUCGAGAGUCAAUGAAACCGAAACCCAGUGCAGCUCCGGUUCCUCGUUUCUUCAUCCAUCUUCUCAGCCAUUCGACGACGAUGAAGUCGAAGGCAGCGGAAGCGGGUCUCUGGUCGAUUUGGCUAUCUGGGUUGCUGCUCAUUGGCCUCUCCCUUUACGCCACUCACAAGCUGCCGUCGGCGAGGGAUCGAAUCGAGAACCCGCUGCUCGAUCGCAACGGGUUCUCUCGUAAGAUCGAGCCGAGCAUUGCCAUAUUCGCCGCGCCCGAACCCUUUGCUGGCUCGGUCGGAGCUGCGCAGAGCGUCGCGAUCCGUUCGUGGCUCGGGUUGCCCUCGCGGAUCACGGUGGUGCUGUUCAGCCGACACGAGUCCGUCGCCUCUUUCGCUGCUGAACUUGGGCCGCGUGUCCUGGUCGAGCCCAACAUCGACUUUACGUUCCUGGGUACCCCAUUCUUUCAUUCCAUGGUGGCAAGGUCGCAGGAAUUCGCAUCUGACAUAUGUGUGUUUGUCCAUCCCGAGACCAUCCUACUUGCCAACUUUGUUUCGGCACUGAAUUUUGUUCAUGAACUUGAUCACGACUGGUUCCUUUUCGCUUCCCCGCGUAACCUCUCAAAUGUCCCUUUUUACCUGGACAAGGAUGGGAAACAUUGGCUGAGGGGGGAUGACAGGCGGGUGAAAUUGAAGGAGUUGCAGGAGAUUAUUACUCAGAACUCGCAACCCAAUAGUAAUGAAGGAAGAAUGGUCAUGGCAUGGAACAGAAGGGAUUUGCCCUUGCAUACUGGAAUACUUCCCCCUUUCUUGUAUGGGAAGGGAAUACACAACCAUUGGGUCAUUAAUGAGGUUGCAUCAUCUGAACUGAGGUUUGUGCUUGAUGCUAGUUGGAGUGUUUCAAGUUUCUAUAUGACUGAUCCUGCACCUCCGUCUAAUAAGUGUGUGGCGUGUUCUGGUAAUCCAAAAAUGGCGGAAAGAAGUUGGGAAUAUGCUGGCAAUUCUCUUCAAGGGGCACUCUAUGGAUCCUCAUUUUUCCAUGAAGCUAAGCAUUCCAGUCUGGUGAAACUAGUGAGAUGCAAUGGCACAUAUCUAUUUGCUGACACAUCUGACAACAUUGUCCACAUAUUUGGGAAUGUAAAAGCAUUUGCCUUGUUUGAAAGGAGGAUCCUGCAUUUUUGGGGAAAGAAGAAGCUAGCAGCCUGUGCUAAGGAUGUUUAUUCAUCACAUGGUGCAUUCAAUUGGUCCCUAAAAAAUCAGUUGAAGCCAUUGGUGAGACUGGAUUAUCCAUUCACGCUGGAGUCACUCCUCUCAAUCUGUGCAGACAAGAAUAGGACAAUUGUGCUCGGUGUUGCUGGAUUUAGUUACAAGGACAUGUUAAUGAGUUGGGCUUGCAGACUGCGGGGCCUCAACAUGACAAAUUUCAUCGUCUGUGCUCUUGACGAUGAAACUUAUGAAUUUUCUGUCUUACAAGGGCUUCCGGUUUUCAGGGAUUCAUCAGCUCCAAGUGAUACUAGCUUUGAUGACUGCCACUUUGGGACGAAAUGCUUCCAAAGGGUGACCAAAGUGAAGUCCAGAAUAGUAUUGGAGAUACUCAAGCUAGGAUAUAGUGUACUUCUUAGCGAUGUUGACAUUUAUUGGUUCAAGGAUCCAUUACCAUUGGUCUCGUCAUUUGGUCCGGCUGUUCUUGUCACACAGUCUGAUGAAUUUAACACAACAGGACCUAUUAAUAUGCCCAGGCGCUUGAACUCUGGCUUUUAUUUUGCUCAUGCUGAUGUUUCAACAAUGGCUGCUUUGGAGAAGGUGGUAAAGCACGCUGCUAAUUCGGGCCUUUCGGAGCAGCCGAGUUUCUACGACACAUUAUGUGGGCUAGGGGGAUCCAAUCGCUUGGGUGAUAAUGCAUGCUUUGAACCCGAGACAAAUCUGACCGUUCAUUUUCUGGACAGAAAUUUAUUUCCAAAUGGUGCAUAUGGAGGACUUUGGGAGGAAAGAAAUGUCAGAGAGGCCUGUUUGGAGAAGGGUUGUUUUAUCCUUCACAACAAUUGGAUUAGUGGAAGAAGGAAGAAGCUGGAACGUCAGGUGUUAUCUGGACUUUGGGAGUAUGACAUCGGCACUAGGAGGUGUCUGCUGAGCUGGCAUGAAAAUCAAUUAGCAAGUAAAUGGUAAGACCUCGUUGGUGCUUUUCCUAUCUGUCUCUUGCAGACUUCGGUUUUCACGAGGAAGACAUCCGUGACUAUGAUGGAGGUAAGCAUUGGUUUCAUCACUGCAACCUUUUUGAAAAUGUUAAAACAGACAAAGCUGGCCAAGGGAAAGGCCAGAAGAUAGAUGCCCUUGAGAGGAAUCGGAAAUAACACAAUGCAAUGCUAUAUCAUGGUUUAAGUUAUUCUGAUGCACGACCAGUUACCUCAUAGUAAUCAGCUAUGAUGAAGAGCUGCGUUAAUUUGCUGGGGCUAGUCUCCCCAAAGGAGCCCCCCUCGCCACCGCAAAGGGCCACUGCCGGAGCUUCCUUCUCACUGGAAAUAAGCUUACAAUUCGGAGAUAUUUCUCUGGGCUUACCAUUGAAUGAUGUCUCUGUGAGAAUAAUCCAUGCAGGUGGGCGAAUUGAGUUGUACCAAGAUGUGAUUCCUGCAUCCCAUGUGAUGGAGAAAUAUCCUGGCAUGUGCGUUGCACUUCCGGAAGUUUUCAGGAAGCCCCAUGAGUCCAUAUUGAGUCCGGAGGAAGAUUUAGUACCUGGCAGGAAGUAUUUCAUAAUUCCAUCCACCACUGCAAUCAAGCUGAUGCGCAAGUAUCAAGAGAAAAUGAAAGCGAAAGAAGCUGCUGCUGAGGAGACAAAGUUGGAUAUGAAAACCAAAGUCAAGCCAGGGGAAGAACCCAUUGAGGAACCCAUUUGCUCGGCGAAAGAUUUUUACACCUCAAAGGACAGGUGGUCAAGAUGCUCGACGAGAAAGAGGGGCAUAAAGAAGCAGCCUUUUGUACCCCCUAUCCCGAGGGCAAGAACUUUGCGUUCGAUGACAUGGGAGCCGAGCCUAUCCUCCGUACAAGAGCUCUCUCCAUGAUUCUCUAUCCUUUUCAGUGCUCCCGGGUUCCUUGGUUGUUGACCUUUACAUACUUCAAUCACAUGUGCUGUACUUCUCAGAGAUAUCAGAUAAGAGCAGUUUUUCUUUUAUCC